AGGUGCCACUUCACUGUGCUGGUGUGCUCACGUUUAGUCUUCAGGGUUUUUAAUCACAUUGGGAGGCCACUAUGAUUCUGUGAUUCGGGGUUUAUGAUGCAGUGAUGGCAGGGAUAUGGUCAGAGGUUUGGACAUUGUGUUUCAUAUUAGUAUUUAGUUCAGCAGACCCAUCACCAGCACCCCAAGACAAAUCACAUGACUUCAGAAAGAUCUUCUUGGGUUUGGAUAAAUGCAACGCCUGCAUUGGAACAUCCAUUUGCAAGAAGUUUUUCAAGGAUGAAAUAAGGUUUGAAAGGAGGCUGACAGCUCAGUCUAAUCUAUGCUCAGCAGACGUGCACUCCUAUGAGGGAAACUACACAGACAGCACAGCGGGCUGGAGACCAGUGUUGGUGUCCCGCCUGAUGUCUCCUCACCUGCACCAGACAUCAGACAAUAGCAUUUGCACCUCAGCAGGCAAAGGGAAAUCCUGCAGCAUUGAAGGUGUCCUCAGGGCCACCUCACGCUUCCAAAGUUGGGUUCAUUCCAACCUGCUGCUUCCCAGCAUGGUGAAGGGUCUGGUGACCCCGAUACUGCGCUGUCCAUCUCAGAGGCUGCUGGACCGCAUUGUGCGCCGUUAUUUCGAAGUGACUGACGUGGGCAGUGUGCAGAUGAAGCACUUCAGUGAAAAGGAUAAACUUAGACUGCUUUAUACACUGGCUGUCAAUCAACAGCCCCUCAUACUGCAGAUGUUUCCAGGCACGGAGGGUUGGCCCUUCCUCCGCUACCACGGCUCCUGUGGAAGGCUGAUGGUGUGGGCUGCGAGCAGGGCCCUCAGGAGCCUGUUUUCCUCUCCGCUGGAGCGCCGCGCAGAUCUCGCCUACCAACUCCUGCACAUCACCCAGAGCCUGAGCGCCAACAGCCUGCGGUUCCGCCUCUUCUACACCCGCAUCCCAGAGGACAUGUUCGGCAUUCUGGAAGACAACAAGGUCUUCAUUGUGGAUACCAGCACCAUAGGCAUCAUUGACUUACAGCAAGGACAUCCUCCUGACGAAGACCUUCUUCCUGAAGAGCUGGAUGUCUUCUCCUGUCUCAGUGGCUCUUGUGUGAGGCCUCCUCCAUGUGAGACUGUCAGAGAGGCACAGAGUUUUAUCCUACUUUGCAAAUAUAUCCUCAACAAUCUACUCACCUCUAAUGACAAGCAGUCAGGUCUUCCCAGAGCAGCGGUAGAUGAACUGUCAGUCUGCGCAGACUCGUCUCAGCCUGAUCAAAGAAUAAUAACUACAGUCCAAAGCUUAAAAAACAUUUUAAAGACACUGAGGCCAUGCAGCCCUCAAUAUGCAUACAGAUAUCCUGAAUGUCUCUACAGUGACAAGUUUUAGACCAAGAAGAUUAUUUUUUAUAUGAUAUCCCUUUAUGGCCUAUGCAUAAAGGUAACUGAUAAAGAAAAAAAAAAAACUAAUGUGGUAAUAAUAUCUUCUGCAUUAUGAAAUGAAAACUUCUGUUUCUGGUAGACAACUGCAAUAUAAAUGGACUGUGUACACUACCUGACAAAAAUCUUGUCACUUUGUUUAGGAACAACAAAUAAUAACUUGACUUCUAGUUGAUUAUUUAGCAUCAGAAGUGGCUUAUAUGAAAGGCAAAUGCCUCUAGAUUACGCUUAUUUUACCCAAAUAAAAUAUGAUCAUGCUUUGUUUUUUAAUUAUUUAAUUAUGACAGUAAGGUCUGACUUUGCUAAGACUUGUUUUGUCACUUAACAGAAAUAAUGUACAGUAUAGAAUAUAAAGUCAUGGUGCAGCGGAAAAAUAAUUAAUAUUGUGUAUGACUCCCAUGAGCUUGGAGGACUGCAUCCAUACAUCUCUGCAAUGACUGAAAUAACUUAAUAAAGUCAUCUGGAAUGGCAAAGAAAGAGUUCUUGCAGGACUCCCAGUUCAUCAAGAUUCUUUGGAUUCAUCUUCAAUGCCUCCACCGUACCCCAGACAUGCUCAAUAAUGUUCAUGUUUGGUGACUGGGCUGGCCAAUUCUACUGAAUGUAACCCCAAACCAUAAUUUUUCCUUCACCAAACUUGACUGAUUUAUGUGAGAAUCUUGGGUCCAUGCAGAUUCAAAUAGGUGAUCUGCAGUAUUGGUGAUGAUUAGGAUGCAGUUCAACAGAUGAUUCAUCUGAAAAAUCGGUCUUCUGCCACUUUCCCAAAUGAUCAACUAGACGUCAAGUCAACAAGACUUUUGUCAGGUAGAGUACACUCAUAGUAUAUACAAUGAAUGUUUUUCUUAUAAAUGCACAGCCAAAAUACAAACCUUUAGGAAAUAAAAACAGAAAAUAAUAAUAAUAAUUCAAAGCACAAUUAUUAUAAUUCAGCCCAAGACAAGGAAU
Molecule: messenger RNA, 2350 nt
Organism: Danio aesculapii
Lineage: Eukaryota; Metazoa; Chordata; Actinopteri; Cypriniformes; Danionidae
Gene: dipk2b
Product: divergent protein kinase domain 2B
Exons: 5
Coding region: 105-1358 (417 amino acids)
Source: RefSeq, a predicted model, not a curated record